This is a messenger RNA of Blepharisma stoltei, 1629 nucleotides long. The record is from the annotation of a GenBank genome assembly. Lineage: Eukaryota; Ciliophora; Heterotrichea; Heterotrichida; Blepharismidae.
AUGGAAUAUCAGAAAAGACUUGACGACGAAGUUUUAGUCUGUGAAAGCGUCGACUUUGACAAUACAACGCGUCGGCCCACCUUAUCAACCCAACCUGACGAAGUCAAAUACAAAUCUUGAUCGAAAAUGUUCAAAAAAAACUCUGACUAUAUGCAAGAAUACGAUACUUACCAAAUCGAAUUUAGGCUGUCUCAAGCUAUAAAGGCCAAUAUAAUACAUUUCACACACUUAUUUCUUGGCCCUUUUUCUCUUCCGAUUCUUUAUCUUCUGUUCGGGAGGUAUUUAAUGAGAAACAUGAUGUUUAAACUACAUAUUAUGUACUUCACAGGAGAACUGCCUCAGUUUAUAUGACUGAUAUUUUCUAUUGCUUUUGUUUCUGAGCAGCCUGAAAGGCUGCAUGACUAUGGAGCUUUUAUAUCAGCGACAUUAGGAGUGGUAGCAUUAAAAACAAUGCUUAUAUCUAGCAAAUAUGGAUAUUUUACACAGAAGCAUUGAAAGGAGCUUGGAGCUAGGGAUAUGCCUUCGUUAGGAAUUAGAUCUCAUCUUUUGCUCUGGGUAUGACUGAUUAUACCAGCAAGAGUAGCUGAAAGAGAAAUCAUUAACUCAUAUAGAAGAUUUAAUAUGAACCCAGCAUUAUUAUUUAUAGUUUUGAAGAGGCCAUUACCUGACGAAUGCUACAGCAUAAUAAACUCUUUUAUGCCUCCAGACCCUAAUUACAUCCCACUUGCUACUGGAGAAUGUCGGAUGUCAAAUUUAUCAAUAUCUCGGCUUCUUUUUGCAAGAAUCAGAAAAAAUGCUAGUCUCACUCCUAUGAUUUUGGUUGUUUUAUGUGCAGGAUUAUAUGGGCUUAUUCCGCAUCUUAUUAUGUUUGGACAAAAACAUUUAACUUAUUUUGAAGGGGGAUGGCUUACAUAUUUUUUUCUUGUUACGUCGACCUUACUUUGUUGGUUUGUUUCAUUUGCUUUUAUAUCAUAUAUAUAUGUAGGUAUAUAUGAUUUUAAUAGAAAAAGACUAUUGAUGAAAGAAUGCACUUCACUGAUUUCUGAAGGCUAUGAAGAGUCUUUAAAUUUAUUAAGCCAAGAUAAGAGUAAUCCUGCAAAGCUGGAUUUUACAGAUCAUUUUUCAAUUAUCUCGUGGUAUUAUUUAAGAAGAAGUUUUAUGGAUUUUGGGAAAGGAUUUACAUUGAGAAUUCAUUUAUAUACGUCGCUUGUGACUCCUUUGUGUGGCAUUUUAAUAGUGCUUUUAGCAUUACAGUCACUUAAUCUCAUAGACCUCGUUCAAUAUUUAUUAAUUUUUACUCCAGAAAUUGCCUUAACUUUCAUGGUUCUCUUUGUCAUUACUUAUAUGGCGCUAACUGGAGUUUUAUUGAAUAAUCAUUUUGCAACUCACCGAGAUAUUUUGUGAGAAAAAAUAAGUAAAAUAAGGAAGAAGAUUUAUGAGAAAAAGGGAAAAGAAAAUUUAUUAGAUUCUAUUGGGAGUAUUGAAUUUGUAGUAAAUAUGCUGUAUCAAGAUGAAGCAUUAAGACCAGUUACGGUUAUGGGUGUAACUGUAAAUUCUGGAGUGAUUCUUAAAGUUCUUUCUCUUAUCUUUACAGGCGCGAUUGCAGUUCUUAAGAUAGUUUUUGGAUAA